AUGAGUGAAGUAUCAUUGUUAUCUGACAUGGCCAGAUUAUCAACUGAAUUACAAGCCGACAUGCAAUCAAUUCGUCGUUCAUUAGCAAUGAGUACGGGUCAUUACUUGCCAGAAAAAUUUCAUUUUCGAUUAUGGUCUGAAUUAGCUGAAACAAAAACAGUUUUAACCGAUAUUUCAUCACUAUCCACAAUAUCUUCUACCGAUAUUCAAACUACAACAAGCUCAAAUUAUUUUCGUCUUUAUUAUAUUGACACAAUUUCUUAUAGUAAUGGAACAAGUUUAUACUUUAUUGAUUUAAAUGAAGAUCUUUUACGUCAAUCAUCCUUAUCGUCAUUAAUCGAUUAUUCAUCUCAAGCUACAACUCUCUUUUCAUCAUCAAAUGUUACACGUCAUCUACCGAUGAGUAAAGCAGAACAAUUGUUAAGAGAACGAAUGAGAUCCGUUUAUACACAUUCGAUAACCGCUUAUACAAUGGUUCAACAGAGAAUAUUAUAUCAGGCAAAAGGACGAUUUUAUUAUUAUGAUGAUCUAAAUGGAAAUAAAAGUACUGCAAUGAUAACGACACAAAAUGAAAAUGAGAUAGAUCUUGAGUCUUAUCCGAUUGAAAUUCAAUUUUUAACCAGUGAUUCACCAAUCGAUGUGACAAUGUGUCCACAUAAUUCGAAUAUGAUUGCAUUUAUUCGCAAUGAGAAUAUUUGGUGUAAAAAUCUCAUCAGUCAUCAAGAAUUACAAUGUACAUACGCUCGAUUGGGAACUGGGGAUUUUCUUCAUGACGUUCUAAGCGCUGGAAUACCAUCAUUCGUUAUUCAAGAAGAAUUUUCACGUUAUCGAGGCUAUUGGUGGCAACCAAAAUGUCAUACACAUGAACAAGUUUAUCGCAUAUUAUAUGAAGAAGUAAAUGAUGGAGGUGUCGAUUUAGUAUAUAUUUCCACAACUGAAGAAAACUCAGAAGAGAUUGAAACAUUUCGAUAUCCAAAAGCUGGUGGAAAAAAUUCAGAGAGUACAUUAAAAUUGUUAGAAAUACAUCUGAAUGAAAAUAAUGAAAUAAUUCAUAUUGUUCAACAACAUCUUAGUAUCGAAUUAAAAACAAUUGUGCCUUGGAUUGAAUAUUUGCCACGAGCUGGAUGGACACCAGACGGAAAUUUUGUUUGGAUACAAGCCAUGAAUCGAUCACAAACAAAAAAAUGUCUUAUAUUAAUUCCAUUGAGUAUGUUUAAUAGUGCAGAAAAACAAGUGGUUAAUAAUGACAAUCAACAACAAUUUUGUUAUAUAUUGUACGAAGAGACAAAUGAUAUACUUGUUAAAGUAAAUCUUGUUUAUGCGUCUGUAAUUGAACAUAUUCGAUUAAUUGAUGGUGAAUGGUGUGUAGAUAAUAAUGAAAUUUGGAUUGAUGAACACAAUAAAUUAGUUUAUUUUACCGGUUUCAAAGACACACCACUCGAAACACACCUUUAUGUAACGUCUUGGUUAUAUCCAACAAAACUAAACCGUCUGACUGUACCAGAUUAUUCCCAUUCCAUUACAUUAAAUAAGGAAGCAACCUUAUUUAUAUCUACGUAUAGUUCUCUAACAAAAGCUCCAGAAAUCAAUCUGUAUAUGAUAGAAAAUAUUCAAUCAAACGUCGAUCUUAUUACACUUAAUAAUGACAACGAUUCAUUUGAUGUUCUAGCUGUUUCUCGGGAAGAAAAUGACGAUUUGAUCUCAAGGUUUUUUCCAACUACUCAAUAUCGAUGGAGUGAACAAGAAUUAUUUGAAUUUCAAUAUGACGGUGUGAUGAUGUAUGGAAUCAUUAUGAAACCAAUAGGUUUUGAACCUAGACGAUAUUAUCCAACUAUUUUACAAAUUUAUGGUGGUCCGGAAGUAUCGAGUGUCCAAAAUUUAUGGUCAGGAUAUCGUGCUUCAAGAUCUCAUAUUUUGACUCAAAUGGGUUUUUGUGUUGUUAUGAUUGAUAAUCGUGGAGCAGCAAAUCGUGGAGUUAAUCUCGAGGCAGCUCAUUUAAAAUAUCGACUGGGUCAAGUUGAGUUAUUGGAUCAAGAGUUUGGUUUAAGAUACUGUGCAAAAAAAUAUGAUUGUAUCGAUUUAGAUCGAGUUGCCAUUUUGGGCUGGUCGUACGGAGGAUACUUAGCCCUAAUGGCUCUAGCAAAAAUGCCAGAUCUUUUCAAAAUUGCGAUUGCUGGCGCACCAGUAGUGUCUUGGAAAUUGUAUAACACUGGUUAUACGGAACGUUAUUUAGGUUUACCAAGUGAGAAUGAACAACAGUAUUUGGAGUCAAGUGUUUUAAAUUACGUGUCAUUAUUUCCUGCCGAGGAAAAUCGUUUAAUCAUUGUUCAUGGUUUAAAUGACGAAAAUGUUCAUUUUUCUCAUACGAAAGCAUUGAUUAACAAAUGUGUUCAAUAUUUAAAACCCUACAUUUUAAAAGUAUACCCAAAUGAACGUCACGGUUUCAGAAAUGUUGAUUCAAUGGAACAUUUUGAAGUUACACUUUUAUUACAUCUUUUAAAAAAUUUAAAAAUGACAAAUAUUAAAACAUCAGCUGCAGAUACGGACGUUCAUGUAUCAGUCGAGAAUAAUGAUUUGAUAAAGCAACGUAUUUAUUGUAGUGACGGCAUCGUUGAUGACGAUGAUGACAGUGAUGAUAGUGACUUAGAUCACACAGUUUCCCAACAUCCGUCAACAGAACCAUCAAUAGACACAAGUCAACUUCAAUGGUUACCAUAUAUUUGGUAUUAUACAAAAGUAUCAGCAAAGAAAUUUUGUGAUGUAGCUGGAGAAAAACUAGCAUGGUUCUUUGGAAUAACAAAACCAAAAUAUUAUUCUGAAUAUCAAGAAUAUCAACGAAUGGAUGAAGAAGAACGACAGGCGUGGAAAGAAACAUUUUCCGAUAUUACAUCGCACAAUGUUAUUUUAGAGAAAAUUGUAUGUAUAGUUGAGUAA
Molecule: messenger RNA, 2934 nt
Organism: Didymodactylos carnosus
Lineage: Eukaryota; Metazoa; Rotifera; Eurotatoria; Philodinida; Philodinidae
Source: the annotation of a GenBank genome assembly